AUGGAGCAGAUGGAUUGUAAGCCUUACCAGUCAUUAUCCAAGGCCCGGAAUGAGAUGGAGCUUGCAUACACCAGCUCCUCAGACGAAAGCGAGGAUGGUAGGAACCUUUGCAAAUCCUACACAUCCCGAGAGACCCUGCCCGAUUACGGCCAGGAGAUGAGACUCAACUACAACAGCCACAGAGCCAAGCGGAAAACAGUGGACGAGCCCACUGGAGAGCUGGACUUCUGUGAAUCCACCCAGCUAGCGCGGCCCAACUACCAGGCAGAGCUUCGCUCUACUCCCCAGCACGGCUACCCACUGGGCAUGGGCUCUGAUGUGGAGACAGAGACGGAGGGUGGGCCCUCGCCCGACCACGCCCUAAGACUCUGGAUGCAGGAGAUUAAAUCGGAGCACAGCUCCUGUCUGUCCAGCAGAGCCAACUCUGUCCUGUCUCUCACUGACACCGAGCAGGAGAGGAAGUCAGACGGUGAGAACGAGCUCCCCAGCAGUCCACCAGCCCAGUUCACCUUCAGACCCCUACCCCCGCCCCCGCCCCCUCCCCACGCGUGCACAUGUGCCCGCCCGGCUCCUCACGCUCACGUUUCUGAGGCACUGCAGAGGAACACCCUGCCGGCUCGGAGCCAGGCGAUGGACGGAGAUCCCACUCAGCCGGCCGACAGAGACAGAGGCCAGCUCCACAACAGCUGGGCACUCAACAGCAACAUCCCCCUGGAGACCAGGCAUUUUUUGUUCAAACAUGGCUCAGGCUCCUCUGCUCUGUUCAGCGCUGCCAGUCAGAACUACCCUCUGACAUCUAGCACAGUGUACUCCCCACCCCCACGGCCCCUACCCAGGAGCACCUUCUCCAGACCCAUGUUCACCUUCAACAAGCCCUACAAGUGCUGCAACUGGAAAUGCACUGCCUUAAGCGCCACCGCUAUCACCGUAACCCUCGCCCUCCUGCUCACAUACGUCAUUGCAGUGCACUUGUUUGGGCUGACCUGGCACCUGCAGCCAGUGGAUGGGCAGCUCUAUGAGAAUGGACUAAGCAAACUGAACAGAGACUCAGAGAGCAUAGACAUAACCUUCACUCCCUUCGGUUUGCCCGGCCUCAACAACACCAACAAAGAUAAGGAGCUAUUCCACAGGGGGAAAGCGAUAGACCGAGGGGAGGUGGACAUAGGUACCGAGGUGAUCCAGGCCAUUCCACCUGGUCUGUUCUGGCGUUUCCACAUCACCAUCCACCACCCUAAGUAUGUCAAGUUCAACGUCUCCCUGGCACGGGACGCCCUCUUGGGUAUCUAUGGACGGAGGAACAUCCCCCCUACACACACACAGUUUGACUUUGUCAAGCUCCUGGACGGGAAACAGCUGAUCAGACAGGAGGUUCAGACGGUGGCGGAGGAUUCCAACGCCUCUCCCAGGAACCUGAUCCUGGCCUCCCUCCAGGAGAUGGGCUUCAUAGAGUACAUGGACGCUGGAACCUGGUACCUGGCUUUCUACAACGAUGGAAAGAAAAUGGAACAAGUGCUUGUUCUCAGCACUGCCAUCGAAACCAUGGACGGCUGCUCCACCAACUGUAAGGGGAACGGGGAAUGUGUAGCAGGUCACUGCCACUGCUUCAGCGGUUUCCUGGGACCAGACUGCUCAAAAGACUCCUGUCCUGUCCUGUGCAGUGGCAAUGGAGAUUAUGAGAAAGGUUACUGCCAGUGUCACCCGGGCUGGAAGGGCCCAGAGUGUGACAUCCAGGUUGACCAGUGCAUCGAUCCCACCUGCUCCAACCACGGCACCUGUGUCAACGGCAUCUGUAUGUGCAGCCCUGCCUAUAAGGGCAACAACUGUGAACAAGUGGACUGCCUGGACCCUCAGUGUUCUGGCCAUGGUGUUUGUGUGAAGGGGGAGUGCCUGUGUUCACCGGGGUGGGGAGGCCCAGACUGUGAGAGUCCCCUGCCAGCAUGCCAGGAGCAGUGUUCAGGCCAUGGGAACUACCUGCCAGAUUCUGGCACCUGUACCUGUGAUUCUAGCUGGACAGGCUCCGACUGCUCCACCGAGGUGUGUCCGGUGCCCUGCAGUGCCCACAGUGUGUGUGUGGGAGGGAAGUGCCAGUGUGAGGAGGGCUGGGAAGGGCCAGGCUGUGACCUGCAGGCCUGCCACCCCCGCUGCCAGGAACAUGGCCAGUGUAAGAACGGACAGUGUGAGUGCCACCCCGGCUGGGAGGGAGAACACUGCAGCAUCGCGUAUUACCUGGAUCUCGUUGUUAAAGACGGCUGUCCAGGCCUGUGCAAUGGCCACGGUCGCUGCACCCUGGAACAGAGCGGGUGGCACUGUGUGUGCCAGGCGGGCUGGAGCGGCAUGGGAUGCAAUGUCGUCAUGGAGACAGAGUGUGAUGACAACACUGACAACGACAGAGAUGGCCUGACGGACUGUGUGGACCCGGACUGCUGCCAGCAGUCGAGCUGUCACAGUGGGCCUCUGUGCCAGGGCUCCCCGGACCCCCUGGACCUGAUCCAGCAGAGCCAGACCCCCUUCGCCUCGCUCCUCUCACGCCUCUUCUAUGACCGUGUCCACUUCCUGGUUGGGAAGGACAGCACCCAUGUCUUCCCUGGAGACAUCCCGUUCGACAGCAGCCGAGCCUCAGUGAUCCGGGGGCAGGUGGUGGCAGUAGACGGGACCCCACUGGUGGGGGUGAACAUCAGCUUCCAGCAGUACCCCGAAUUCGGCUUCUCUGUCAGUCGCCAGGAUGGCAGUUUUGACCUGGUGGCUGCAGGGGGAAUCUCAGUUUCCCUGAUCUUCCAGAGGGCUCCCUUCCUCAUGCAGAAACGCACCGUCUGGUUACCAUGGAACCAGUUUGUCGUUGUAGAGAAGGUCACCAUGGCGAGGGUGGAGUCUCGCCCCCCUGUAUGUGACCUGAAGAACCUUGUCAGUCCCUACCCAAUCGUCCUCCCCUCCCCUCUCACCCGUUUCGCCAGCACCUGUGAGGAGCGAGGCCCUGCCAUCCCUGAGCUGCAGGCUGUCCAAGAGGAGAUCACCAUCCCUGGCAGUUUCUUAAAGCUCAGCUACCUGAGCACCCGCUCCCCUGGCUACAAAUCUCUGUUACGCAUCAUCUUAACCCACUCCAUCAUCCCCACUGGCCUCGUUAAGGUGCACGUAUCCUCCGCCAUCGAGGGACGCCUCUUUCAGAAGUGGUUCCCUGCUGCCCCCAACCUGGUCUAUGUCCUGGCCUGGAACAAGACUGAUGUCUAUGGGCAGAAAGUGUUGGGCCUGGCCCAAGCUUUGGUCUCUGUAGGCUAUGAGUAUGAGUCAUGUGCUGACUACAUUGUGUGGGAGAGAAGGAUGGCUCAGCUGCAGGGCUUUGAGAUGAUUGCCUCCAACCUAGGGGGCUGGUCCCUGGACAAGCACCACAUCCUUAACCUCCAAAGCGGUGUCCUACACAAAGGGAAUGGAGAGAACAUUUUCAUCUCCCAGCAACCUCCAGUCAUCCACACAGUGAUGGGGACGGGGAACGUGCGCACCAUCCCCUGCCCCAACUGUAACGGGCCUGCCCUGGGCAGCAAGCUCUACGCUCCUGUCGCUAUCACUUGUGGCUCCGACGGCAGCAUCUACAUUGGCGACUUCAACUUCAUCAGAAGGAUUCUACCCAACGGAUUUGCUAUUAGCAUUCUAGAACUGAGGAAUCGAGAUAUCAGGCACAGCACCAGCCCAGCCCAUAAGUACUACCUGGCCAUGGACCCUGUAAGGGAGCUUCUUUACCUGUCUGACACCAGCAGCAGGAGGGUCUACAGACUCAGGACCCUCACAGAGCCGAAGGACCUGGCCAAGAACAUGGAGGUGGUGGCAGGGACUGGGGACCAGUGCACCCCCUUCGACCAGGGCCACUGUGGAGACGGGGGCAAAGCCACCGAGGCCUCCCUCAACAACCCCAGAGGGAUUGCAGUGGACAAGCAAGGAUUAGUCUACUUUGUUGAUGGAACCAUGAUUCGCAAGAUCAAUGGAAAAGGAAUGAUAUCAACUUUCAUUGGUUCCAAUGGCCUGACUUCCACUCAGCCAUUAAGUUGUGACGCCCGCAUGGAUAUUUCACAGGUUCGUCUAGAAUGGCCCACCUACCUGGCUGUCAACCCGAUGGACAACUCCCUGUACAUCCUGGACAACAACAUAGUGAUCCAGGUGUCAGAGAGCAGCCAGGUGAGGAUCGUGGCGGGCCGGCCCAUCCACUGCCAGGUCCCUGGGAUCGACCACUACCUGGUCAGCAAGGCAGCCGUCCACUCCACCCUGGAGGCAGCCAAGGCCAUCACCGUGUCCCACCAGGGCACGCUCUACAUCGCCGAGACGGACGAGAGGAAGAUCAACCGCAUCCAGCAGGUCACCACCAACGGGGAGAUCUCUGUGGUGGCCGGGGCGCCCACUGAGUGUGACUGCAAGAUCGACCCCAACUGUGACUGCUUUUCCGGAGAUGGUGGAUAUGCCCGUGAUGCCAAGCUGAAGGCUCCCUCCUCCCUGGCUGUUUCCCCUAACGGGACUCUGUACAUCUCUGACCUGGGGAACAUCCGUAUCAGGGCCCUGUCCCCCAACAGGCCCCAGCUCAAUCAGAACAGCAUGUAUGAGAUCACCUCUGUGGUGGACCAGGAGCUCUAUCUGUUCAGUGUCAAUGGCACCCACCUCCACACCCGCAGCCUGGUCACCGGAGACUAUGUCUAUAACUUCACCUACUCAGGAGAGGGCGACGUGAGCGCCGUGGUCACCAGCGACGGCACCAUGGUCCAUGUGCGCCGCGAUGCCAACGGCGUCCCCCUCUGGCUACUGGUUCCCGGGGGUCAGGUCUAUUGGCUCACGAUCAGCAACGGGGGCGUCCUCAAGAAAGUCUCCGCCCUGGCGCAUGACCUGGCGCAGAUCAGCUACCAUGGCAACUCGGGUCUCCUGGCAACCAUGAGCAAUGAGAACGCCUGGACAACAGUAUAUGAGUAUAAUUAUGACGGUCAUCUCAUCAAUGUCACCUUUCCAACGGGAGAGGUCAGCAGUUUCCACGGCAAUAUGGAGAAAUCAGUGCGGGUGGAAGCAGACACUUCAAAUCGGGAGAAAUUCAUCACAGCCACAAACUUCUCUGCUGCCAGCACUAUCUAUACAUUACGCCAAGAGCAUGCUCAGAACACGUACCGUGUGAGUUCGGACGGCUCUCUGUGGGUGACGUUUGCCAGUGGCAUGGAGGUGACCCUGAACACAGAACCCCACAUCUCGGCAGGCGUGGUCAACCCCACGGUGGGCAAGUGUAACAUCACCCUGCCAGGCGAGCAUGCUCACAGCGUCAUCGAGUGGAGGCAGAGAAGAGACCAGGCUAAAGGGAUCUAUACGGCCUAUGAACGCAGGCUCAGGGCUCACAACAGAAAUGUGCUGUCCAUAGACUUUAACCAAGCCACACGAGUGGGCAAGAUCUAUGAUGACCACCGAAAGUUCACCCUGCGGAUCCUCUAUGACCAGAUGGGUCGUCCCAUCGUCUGGUCUCCCAGCAGCAAGUACAAUGAGGUGAAUGUGACCUAUUCUCCAGCAGGCCUGGUGACCAGCAUCCAGAGGGGUAACUGGUCAGAGAAACUGGAGUAUGAGAACGGGAAGGUGGUUUCCAGAACAUGGACCAAUGGGAAGAUAUGGAGCUACACUUUCCUGGAGAAGUCGGUCAUGCUGCUGUUGCACAGCCAGCGGCGGUACACCUUUGAGUAUGACCACACAGACUACCUGAUAGCUGUGACCAUGCCCAGUAUGGUGCGUUACAGUCUGCAGUCCAUGCUGUCAGUGGGUUACUACAGGAACACCUACAGCCCACCAGACAGCAGCGGAGCCUCUGUGAUCCAGGACUACAGCCAUGAUGGCCGCCUGCUCCAGACUCUGUACCUGGGCACGGGCCGCCGUAUCCUCUACCACUACACACGCCAGUCCCGCCUGGCAGAGAUCCUGUACGACACCACCCUGGUCACCUACACCUACGAAGAGGCCUCUGGGGGGGUGAAGACCAUCCACCUCAUGAACCAGGGCUUCAUGUGCACCAUCCGCUACAGACAGACAGGUCCUCUGGUUGGGAGACAGAUCUAUAGGUUUAGUGUGGAGGGCCUGGUGAAUGCCAGAUUUGACUACAGCUAUAAUAACUUCCGGGUCACCAGCAUGCAGGCCAUGAUCAAUGAAACUCCUCUUCCCAUUGACCUUUACCGUUAUGUUGACGUGUCUGGAAGGAUUGAACAGUUUGGGAAAUUCAGUGUCAUAAACUAUGACCUCAAUCAAGUGAUCACUACACACAUCAUGAAGCACACUAAGAUAUUUAAUGCGAACGGACAAGUGAUUGAGGUCCAGUACGAGAUCCUGAAGUCUAUUGCCUACUGGAUGACAGUGCAGUAUGACAACAUGGGCCGCAUCACUAUCUGUGACAUCAGAAUUGGUGUGGAUAACAACAUCACUCGCUACUCAUACGAGUAUGAUGCUGAUAGUCAGCUCCAGGCUGUGUCGGUGAAUGAUAGGCCACAGUGGCGCUAUAGUUACGACCUCAAUGGCAACAUUAAUUUACUGAGUCAUGGCAACAGUGCUAGACUCACGCCGCUGCGCUACGACUUACGAGACCGCAUAACACGACUCGGAGAAAUUCAGUACAAAAUGGAUGAAGAUGGCUUUCUUCACCUGCGGGGCAAUGUCAUGUUUGAUUACAACUCCAACGGGCUGCUUGCUAAAGCUUUUGACAAAGUGUCAGAGAGGAGUGUUCACUACCGCUACGACGGCCUGGGCAGGCGGGUGGCCAGCAGGACCAGUGACGGCCAGCAGCUGCAGUUCUUCUAUGCUGACCUGACCAAACCCACCAGGGUGACCCACAUGUACAACCACUCCAGCUCUGAGAUCACCUCCCUGUACUAUGACCUGCAGGGACACCUCAUCGCCAUGGAGCUGAGCAGCGGGGAGGAGUACUACGUAGCCUGUGAUAACUCUGGCACGCCACUGGCCAUCUUCAGUAGCCGAGGACACAUCGUCAAGGAGAUGCUUUACACCCCUUACGGAGACAUCUACCAAGACUCAAACCCAUCCUUUCAGCUGAUCAUCGGGUUCCAGGGCGGUCUAUAUGACGCAUUGACCAAGCUGGUCCACCUGGGGAGGAGGGACUAUGAUGUGGUGGCUGGGAGGUGGACCACUCCCAACCAUAACCUGUGGAUGGAGCUCAGCAUCAACCCCAAGCCUUUCAACCUCUACUCCUUCAAAAACAACUACCCGGUUGGAGAGUUACAGGAUGUCACCAAGUUCACUACAGACAUUAGCAGUUGGUUGCAACUGUUUGGGUUCCAGCUCCACAACGUUGUCCCUGGUUACCCCAAGCCGGAGGUGGAGAGCAUGGAGCAAACCUAUGAAAUGAUGAGGACUCAAACCAAAACACAAGACUGGGACCCUAGUAAGGUUCUGUUGGGUAUCCAGUGUGAGUUGCAGAAACACCUGAAGAACUUCAUCUCUCUGGACCGGCUGCCUAUGAGUAAGGUGAGUGGUCAGCUGGGGGCGUGGCAUGGCCGGAGGCCCCGUUUCUCUGCCAUCUCCUCCAUCUUUGGUAAGGGCGUCAAGUUUGCCAUCAGAGAUAAUGUCGUCACCACCGAAAUCAUUGGGGUGGCGAGCGAGGACAGCCGACGUGUGUCAGCAAUCCUAAACCACGCGGUCUACCUCUCCGGCCUGCACUUCACGGUGGGCGGUCUGGACACUCACUACUUUAUCAAACCUGGCCUGUUGGAGGGGGACCUGGGAGUGGUCGGCCACACCGGAGUGGGUCACGUCCUGGAAAACGGCAUCAACAUGACCGUGUCCCAGAUGACGACAGUGGUGGGUGGGAGGACUAGGCGCUUCGCUGACAUCCAGAUGCAGCACGGGACUCUGUGCUUCAACAUCCGCUACGGUGCCACAGAGGAAGAGGAGAGGGAGCAUGUGCUGGAGGUGGCCCGGCAGAGGGCGGUGGAGGAGGCCUGGGUCAUCGAGCAAAGGAGGCUGGAGGAAGGAGAGGAGGGCUCCAGGCUCUGGACAGAGGGGGAGAGGCAGCAGCUGCUCUCCACUGGACAGGUGCCCGGCUACGAUGGCUACUUCGUGCUCUCCGUGGAGCAGUACCUGGAGCUCUCUGACAGUGCCAACAACAUUCACUUCAUGAGGCAAAGUGAAAUCGGGAGGAGGUAACAGCGGCAUCUUGCUUCACUACUGCCGUGGGUUCCCCUUCACCAAAGACAGUCUGUUUUUAGACCUACAAUGAUUUGUUGUACCGUUUUUUCUAGAAUGAUGACGAUAAAAUAAGAAAAAGACA
Salvelinus namaycush (lake trout) is the source of this 8278-nucleotide messenger RNA. Its product is annotated as teneurin-1-like. Gene Ontology annotation, cellular component: neuron projection; membrane. Lineage: Eukaryota; Metazoa; Chordata; Actinopteri; Salmoniformes; Salmonidae. Gene Ontology annotation, molecular function: protein heterodimerization activity; cell adhesion molecule binding; protein homodimerization activity. Gene Ontology annotation, biological process: neuron development; heterophilic cell-cell adhesion; signal transduction. The transcript has 31 exons. The record is from RefSeq and is a predicted model, not a curated record. Bases 1 to 8154 code for a protein of 2717 amino acids.